GCGACUAUUUCAUUAUCAAUUAUUUAAGUAUUAGAUGUCUCUAUAAUUAAAUGUGGGAUAGUGAAACGUUGUGAAAAUGGAAAUGAUAAAGAUAUUAAAGUACCAGAGCCCCGAAUAAGGAUGUCAUUUUUGUCGAAACACAUUUUGUAUAUCGUUUGGAGAAAAGGUUCUAGAAAGCAAUCAAGAGCAAAAUAACAGCGUGUCAUCGUACGAGGUCUACGAAUCGCUUUGGAAAUAAUUUUCAUAAAUCAUCGACUCCUAUCGGAUCGAACAGCAGACCGUAACGAGCUGUGGUUCGCUUGUGUGGCGAGAGUGUGACUGGUUCUCGUGUGGUUUGUUGUGAUGGAAUUCCGAGCUCCCGAACCUGUUCCGAAUACCAGGCGUAGUUGCACUCGGUGGCGGACGAUGGCGCGUUCAGUGACUUUCUCGGGCCAAAAAUAUGUUUACCAUAAAUUUACGAAUUAUUAAUAAGCAUAUUCGAGGCGAACUGGUCCAGUACCCCGAUAUUUUUAGGAAUCCUCAUCGGAAUCUUGCCAAUUAAUUUUGGUGGAUCGAUGAGGUUAACUGCUAGUGUUGAUGGAUUUAUUUUAGGCAUGGUUUAUCGUAACAACAGUAUUUUGUUCCUUUUAAAUUUAGAUACGGUACAGUCUCGCUAUAUGACCCUGGACACUAUUGACAUUAUUUCUUAUUAAUUCACUGUCAAAUAUUUGAAAAUUUCUAAAUUCCUAAAUUUUUAAAUGAUAAAUUUCUGUAUCUUUCUGUGUGCUGUCAUGCUACUGGAAUGUCAGUACUAUGAUGCCAUAUAGCAGGACUGCGCUGUAUUUCUUUAUAUCCAUGUUGAAACGAAAAAGAUUGAUUUAAACUGCGAUAUUAAUUUUCAGUGGUAUUUCAUUCGCAGGUUUCUCUAAUUCAGCACAUUCCUCCGCCUGCGAAUUGCGCUCAACUCGAUUGUUUCUUUCUGAAUAGAAUCUGUUCAUUUGGAUUACCGAAGAAUGAGGAAGAAAGAACGACAUAAAUCGUCACAUGUUGUGCAAAUUCACGCCCACGAGCGAUGGGAUUAGCUGUUAAACGAACGUCUGAUAACCGCGUGCGAUUACCUGGUCUCUUUGCUAUUAAAAUACUCGGCAUUCCUGCUCGAUGCUUCACGAUUCCUCGAGGAUAACGUGGCACCUUGAUCUUGCUUGGGAAUUAUGGCGCUGACAGCGAGUUGGCGUGCUAUAGCUUCACGAAAAUCAAUGAACUGUUCAAGGUCACUUCCACAUAGUUUAAUUAUUGCAUUCUUUUAUUUCUAUUCUCUCCGUCCAAAAACGUAUACAGAGUCUUCAAAAGCACCUCGAAAAAUAUUGGUCCUUUUGUUAAAACUUCCUUACAUGUUUAAAAAAUGUUGGAAUAAUUUUUUUUGAACAUUUCUGUGAGCAAAAUUCUUCAAGUUUCUCCGAAGCUGGGAAGGAAAUUGGAAUUGGAGAGUUCUCGGUGGGAUCUCUUAUCGGUUGGAUUUUUUUCGUAAACGUGACGGCGUGGAUGGUGUGCACGUGCACUCGAUGCACAUGUGCAUAGGUGAGCGUGUAUCGAUCAGCUUUGGCCGACGUAUUCUGCCUACCUGAGGAAGAAAAAAAGGGGGAAAAGAGGAAGAGGAAAGAGGCGAGUUAGUUGGCCAUAGGUGCAUGUAUCUCCAUCCUAUAGAAUCAUCUACACACACGUGCGUUCGUGUAGCCAUCUAGUGAUGGCUUUAAGUUCUUCGAGAUCAAACUUCUUGAUCUAUUGAAGUGGACUUUGUAAGGAAUUCAUGGAACUUAUCUUGGAGGAAGGAUAUUGUUAAACUGAUCCUCAAGUGGAAUAUUUAAUUUAGUUGCUACUCGAUUUUUGAACUGUUCUUUGAUAACCUUAGAUAUGGGCCUACAAGUUAUAAGUAUUCUCAGACUUAACUAGUACUUCUCAAUCAAUUAUAUUUCUGUAUUUGUUCUUGUAAUCGUUCAAACACUAAAAUCGUUUAUUCGUAGGUAGAGAUUUGUUCAUAAAGUUGGCUGUAAUCGAACGAGACAGACACCCAUCGCUACACCCAUGCGUGCAGCUCCUGCAUGUGUAAAAGGCAAGCUUCCCCAUCGUGUGGUGGAGGGGGCAGACGACGGGACGAGGCGGAUGAAUGAAUGAAUCUUAAGACAGUCGUGUAAGAGGGGCAUUCACGAAUCCACGGGUCUUUUCAGCGACGUUUCUCUCUUCCAAAAGAGCACGGUCUUCGUUUCUUUAUUUUCGUACCUUGGCCAAUGUUUCCACGAUUAUGACCCUUGACCUUGGUUUUCUGGAGUAUUCGGUGCGUCGAUCGUCGGUUCAAAUUUGCGACCACUUGACCACUCGACCGCUUUCCUAAGACGUUCUCGAGGCCAGGACAUCAUGGAAGCCACUUUCUUCGGCGAGAGGAAGAUCCUUACUCGAGUCGAGUCCUUGGACGAUCCGUGUGCCAAAUAGCAUCAUCGUUCCAGUGUUCUUCUUCUAUUUCUUCGGCGUUCGAACUCGAGGAUCGCGUAGGGAAUCUGCAAGUCGUAAGGUUGACCAUGGAGUCGAAGAACUGGCUGCUCGUGGCCGAUAAGUGGAGGUCGGAGACAAUGGAGGUCUCGUCGAAAAGGAGAUGCCUUUGGCAACCGUGGCUCAACGUGGAGAAGCCACGAGAGGAGCGACCAAAAGCGACGAAUUUACACCGGAAACCAAGCAGCGCGUGGCGCAAAGAGCGUAGGAGAGAUCCAAUUCAGAGUGAGGCUCUCGACAUGUCUGCAGCCAGGGUUCAUCAUCACCAUCAUCACAGCAGGCCCAGCGUGAUCGUGCCAACCACGCCGCAGCCUGGUACAACGAUCGAAGACACGGCAGUAACGCCUACUCCAUCGCUGACACCGUCCGCAGCAACAGCAGGAGGCCAAAGAACCGGUAUUAGAACAGUGGGUGGCGUUAGUGAUCCUGCAAUAGACGAACACUUUAAGAGAUCAUUGGGUCUGGAAGAAUACGCGGCCGUUUUCAAUGCUACGACUACUGACAAGGAAGCAGGUCUCAGCGUGGAUGAUCACUUCGCAAAGGCGUUGGGCGAAACCUGGACGAGGCUGCAGGCAACCAGUCGAAGCAAAGACUCCACCUAACUGCCGGACAGUUAUCACGAGUUCCAUGGGUGUCGUCGUUAAAUUGUCGCCGUUGUCUCCGUUUGGUGGAUAUUCACUCCAGUGUCGUAUUCCAUUACUCGCCGAUCAGAAGUGGUCGUCACUCACGACAAACUAUUUUACUCGACAAUCCGAAUUCGGAGAUUGACGGUUCACGCAACGACAGAGUACCUAAGUGUCCUUGAGUGCGCAGGAUCACAUUCGUGGAUAGCGAAGGACGAGCUCAGGAUGCAGAGCAAGAUUAAUCGAAGAGCAACGUGCUUUUCUAACCUUGCGAAUCGGAUAUUGUACAUAGACGCAUAGUAUUCUUUUACUGUACGCCAUUAUCACGACCCUAGAGGUCAGAUGUUAUUUAUUACGAAGUUCCAUACUGCCUCGCUAAAUAGUUAGUAGAUCCGUUCACUCUCGAGAGUCUUUCGAACGAGAAUGUAUACGUUGAAGGCGAAUCGAGAGCCUGAACGGACUAACCUGUAUGUAAUAAUUCUUCAGCUAACCGUUUACGUUUCUAUACAUGUACGUAAUGAUAUGUUGUAAUUAUAGAAAGCCGAGAGACUUUAUAAACGACGUAGAAAAUAAGGAACCGUGUCGCGGUUGAACAUUGUAUCGAACAGAAAAAGAGGAUACAUAAAGCGACUGAUAACAUUUUAAUACCGAACUCUGGUUGUGCAAUGCAUUCCUCGAGCUUCUCCAGAUUCCCCAAGGGACUGCGGAUUGCUAAGAAGAGUAGUACUGAUUUCAAAUGGUGCUAGGAAGUCUAGUACAAACCCCAGCACGCACAGAAGUCAGUACCUCUGCCUUCUUAUUGUCCUCAGUUUCUCUCCAUCUCUGGCGUUUCGAACUUAGGACAAGAAAACUGCGAGACACUGCACUGUUUCUGCUGCACUUUGAGAAACGUCACUCUUCGAGCAAUAUUAGUCGGAAAAGGAACACGUUAGAAAAUACAGGAAAAGAAACAUAUUCUCCAAACGAUAUAGGUAGUUAGAAGAUUCACAAUACUGCUAUCUCAAGAUAGGAAAAGAAGUAUGACACAUUUUCCAAAUACGACAAGUCAGAAACUUCACAAUAUCUGAAAGUGAACACCGAUGGAAACGUACUUUAUCAGAGCUUCUUCGAACGACGUUAGAGGAAAAGCGGCACUUAUUUGGAAGUGAGGACACACAAUUAAGAAGGAUGGUGGCCAAGAGGCUUUGUGUAUCGUAGGUGGGCCCAGACGGGCGAGCCAGACUGUCCCAGGAGCGCUCGGAUGGCUUCCUAUAUGCAGGCAGCCUGUUCACUUGCCGUAAAGCAAAAUGGUAACUUAAUAUUAGACUUGAAUAUAAGUACGGUAAUCCCACACCAGAGUCCAAAGUAAGCCUACACCUACCCGCCCCGUCCGGCAGCCAUCCCUGGACCUCCGUUCCCCCUUACGAACGCCCUCGAGCAUAAUAAUACGAUGGGAUACUAGAUAUCGGUGCUCUCUGUGCUCUAGGUGCAAAUUGCGACCACCUAUGUUUCUUCUUUGUCUCUCUCUCUCUCCUUUUUCAUCUGUUUCUAGCGCUCAGCUGCUCAUCCCUCUUCCUGUCUGCAAGACUCUUCUUCUCCUCAUGAGAGACAACUCUGUUCUGGGUCUGCUUACUGCAGGAGCUAAUGGACUGUAAAGAAGAACUUGUUUCAAUCUAAUCGAAUUUAUGAAGCAAUUGGUGAAAGGUGUUGACCGAAGCGUGUCGAGUGGCUUUCAAAGAUAUCUCACAGUUUAUCAGCAUUCUUGAUAAGACCAGUUAUCUGAAGGGAAGAGUCUUUUUUUGGAUGAAUUAGUGACACUUAGAUGGUUCUUAAAACUUGAUAAACAACUGAAGAUAUUAUGUACAUUUUUCUUCUAAGAGAAGAAUUUAAUGUUGCACAAAUUACAGCUAUUUGUGUAGUAGCGUUAUAACAUUUAAUAUUUUUAGCUUCAGCAAACUUUUUAUGAAGCAUUAAACCAUGUAAGAAUGUUCUAUAUCGUCAGGAGCGUAAGUAUUGGUCACUAGUCUUGAAAUAGUGACGUUGCCAUUGAAGCCCUCCCUCCUCGUCACUUUCACCGUGAUGAACACCAUGUACUGACCACCCUCGUUGUGCUAGCUGAGUCACGGGGUGUUCUUUGCUUCUCAGCUGACUCUCUAAGCUCAAUAAACAAAAAGACUUUUAUAUUCAGAAAUCAGGAGUGUGGAGUUGAAAACUUGUAAUCUUUUGGUGUACAUAAGAAAGGAGCAAGAUUUGGUUCUCCCAAAAUAUGGACUGAGCUGAAAUUCUAAACUUUCAAAUCUCCAAAUUUGCAGAAGCUAAUUAUAUGGGACAGUGUACAAUUAUAGGACUCCAUCCCAGAAAUUAUGUAACCGUUACGGUGAAGAGAAGAUAGGGCUUUUCAGGAAACAAGAGUGUGAGCACUCUUCGAAGUGCGACGACCUUCGCGACGCGUAGAACUAGGAUAAACCAGUGGUCUGCGUGUCUCUUUAGAGGCGAAGUAAGCUAAUCCGGCCGCAUAUCAUGUUUUCAGCCCCUUUAAACGAUACUGAUACGCCUUAGUCCAUUGAAAUACACGACGUUUCUCUGAAUUUCCUUCGUCGCCGUAUCUCUACAUUUUCCAAAGAUACUCUACAAAAUGCUAAACUGUUUCUGUCAUUAUUGGACACGAGGCGAUCGUUAUCUGCUGACGUUAGGGUGCGUGCCCGUCUGAUUUUCGAGUAAUUUCAAAUUAAUCAGCCCCUAGGGGUGAAAUGCAGCUGUAAAUAGGCCAGUAGACCGCGAGCAGAUGCGUUGGAGUUAAUUCUUUGACUGCACAGGUGGUUCUGAUUGGACAUUUCCUAACGUUUACCAUUUCUCUACACUUAGACCAGAGAUUCUCAAAGUUUCAUAUUGUACAGAAUAAGUUUGAGACUUCAGUUAAAGUCUUUGUUACCCUAAAGCUUUCAUAUCUGGAUCCAAGUUUUCAACUGAAGCAAAACAACUCCAAGGAUCUUCGUGAUCGAUUCCGCUAUUCUUUGCAGACUAGGAGAUCGUGUUCUAGCUUUUCUAUCGGUUCACGGCAUUACUGUUUGUUUAUUUUAAGUCCCAGGCGUAUCCUGUUUCGGAACCAGACCCAGCUGACCGCAACCCGGCAUCGUUUUCUCGUUUUAUUCUCUUGCGUUACGCUUACGUCUCGGCCCGAUGUCGUUGGUGCGAAUUAAUCAAGAAAAAUCGGGCUAACCAGACGUUCUGGUGUUCUUUUUAUUCACACAACACCGAUUUGUAGCAACACUCGUAGAUCAAGCGCUAAGAUCAAAUUUGUAUGCAAGAUGAGUCCACUAAACUCAUGCACCUAUAUUUAAUCUUAUAUGUAACUGAAUCUUUGAAGAGAAAAUUUACCUUGAAGGUAAAGUAUACGUUUCAUCAAAAUUAUGUAAGUUUUAUUUUAAAUUAAGAUGUUACAUAAAUGGAUUAUAGGGAUAAAAUAUAUUGAAAUUAGUUUUGAUGAGAGCAAAUUGUAGUGGCAUAUAAAUUUUCAGGUUGUCUAAACGAUGCUGAAAGGAGGAGCUGUUUAAUUUAAAGCGCGUGGAGACGCUCGGCAUAGCACGCCUCGCAUCGAAAUCCCCAAGCCACCCUCUGCUACUACUAUCCAUCACCAUGCUCGAACGCUUACCCAUGCUGGAUGACACUAUACCAAAGAGAAACGACGCAAGAAAUAAGUCCUUUCCGGUAAAGUCUUGAAGCUGUUGAGAAUCGUAUUCCGGCACCAGCACCAAUACCACGAGAACACGCACACGAGGGUUCGUCGCUGGAUCCCGGAAGUGGAGGAGUACGCGGGAUCAACGGCGAUCGCGCACUAGGAUGAAACUGCGUCGAGUCGACGCCGACGUCGCGGCGGGUCCGUCAGGCGCAGAGACUGCGAGGCGAAACGGAAACGGACAUAGGUGAAAGACGAAUGACGAAUGGAGGGAAGAGAACGAGUAGCACAGAAGGUUUCCAACGGCAUGGAACUUCGUCCACGACUGAUCGAGUGUCCGAGGGGGUAGCAUUGGGUACAAUCGUCGUCUCCUGCGUACACUUAUAAAGGAGAAUAAUUCUCGCCUCCAAAAAUUAAGGGAUACAAAUUGCAAUGUAAAAGGACAACCUGUACACUGGACAUCAGUUUACUAAAUUGCAUACAAAAGAAACUGUUUUGAGACGUGAACGUAGUGAGAGUAAUUUUCAAAGAAAUACAGCUUGUAUAACCUCUGACUUUGGUUAAUAAUUUGUUACAAUAUUUAUAAAAAUUCUUAAAGGUGAAUGGGAAAAUGUAUAUAGAGAUGGGAAGAGUGAAAAGCAACGAUUUAUAAACAGUUUCUUUAAUAAUAAGUAAACGUGACAGAUAUGGCGCUUCAACACGAUAGAAAUAACUUUAUAUGUAUAUAUAUAUAUACAAUUGUACGACAUUUACAACAAUUUUUACACUAUCGUGCCGAGUAUUAUCGACAGGGAAAUUAAAUUAAAUUUUACAAAUGGUAAGCUAGUCGAAGAAAUUUCAAGGCUCGAAAUAAAUAUACAUACAAUUCUCGCUACGUGAAUGGCACGAUACACAAUUGAAAACCAUUUUUUUUCUUUCUUUUUUUAAUAGGGCAGGAGGUGAAUUAAGUAUAAGAACAGUUGCGACAAUUCGCUAGUUUAAAUUGGCGCGCAAACUUGGUCUUCUAGACAGUGGUGGGCAGGUUAAAUGCCCGGCAACGAGCUCGCGGGGUGCACGGUAGAAGUAGCGUCAAGAUGUUGAAGAAUCGUGAAAAUUUCAAGUUUAGUAAUUUGGGGAUUUAGGAAUAUAGAAAUUUUCAAUCUAAAGAUAUAGAAAUUUCAAAUAGAAAAGAUGACUACCACCUGUGCACGCCACAUCCAUGCACCGCACCCUCGUCGGUGCAGUUGCCUAUCACUGUUCCAGUACGUGUAAAAAGUGUAUAACAUUAGUGUGAAGUACAUCAUAAAAUGCAAAUUGGAAUGCAUAAUGUUCUUAAAUACGUGUCCCUACGGACUAACUGCGCAGAAGAUUGUAGAACGGUACAUUAUUCUCUACGUAAUACCGAUAAGAAUCGCAUCCCCUACGACUCGAACUCGAUUAAUAAUACAUGUAUAUUCAAAUCA
This is a messenger RNA of Megachile rotundata (alfalfa leafcutting bee), 8243 nucleotides long. RefSeq names its product Tondu-domain-containing Growth Inhibitor. NCBI's taxonomy places the organism in Eukaryota, Metazoa, Arthropoda, Insecta, Hymenoptera, Megachilidae. Gene Ontology annotation, biological process: negative regulation of DNA-templated transcription. The record is from RefSeq and is a predicted model, not a curated record. Gene Ontology annotation, molecular function: transcription coactivator binding.